Molecule: messenger RNA, 2052 nt
Organism: Thalassophryne amazonica
Lineage: Eukaryota; Metazoa; Chordata; Actinopteri; Batrachoidiformes; Batrachoididae
Product: dual specificity mitogen-activated protein kinase kinase 2
Exons: 11
Coding region: 310-1509 (399 amino acids)
Biological process (GO): protein phosphorylation
Molecular function (GO): protein kinase activity; ATP binding
Source: RefSeq, a predicted model, not a curated record
GUAUCCUCAGUAUAUCAACUAGACAGCUGAGAAUAAAGAGCUAAAACGGCAAUGUAUUUGCUCCGAAUGUCUUAAAUACAUAGUACUUCCAAACGCCACGUCGACAUGAUAAGAUUUUUUUGUCAAACAGCUGAGUGACAUGUUCUACUCACUUUGCUAACGUUAGCUGCUAACAGGCGUUCGGAGCGGUUCCUCUUGCUUUUUCCGACCAACUUUGGAACAAGGUUAAAGAUAAAUUGUCGGCUCGCCGCAGGUCGGGACAUCGUUACUUUAAAGCGUUUAGGUUUAGAUCGGCCAGCUGCCGGUGAAAUGGCUCCAAAGAAAAAGCCCGUUCCGCUGAACAUAACGCCGAUCGGAGAAGGACAGGCCACCGCCAACAGCCUGGACGCUGCGUCCGAAGCCAACCUCGAGGCCUUACAGAAGAAACUGGGUGAGCUUGACUUGGAUGAACAGCAGAGGAAACGGCUGGAAGCCUUCCUCACACAGAAAGCUCAGGUCGGGGAGUUGAAGGAUGAGGAUUUUGAACUCAUUUGUGAGCUGGGUGCUGGUAACGGAGGAGUAGUUGGCAAGGUCCGCCACAAACCGUCAGGAUUGGUCAUGGCUCGGAAGUUGAUUCACCUGGAAAUCAAGCCUGCCAUCAGGAACCAGAUUAUCAGAGAGCUGCAGGUGCUCCAUGAAUGCAACUCCCCCUACAUUGUGGGAUUUUAUGGGGCCUUUUACAGCGACGGAGAAAUCAGCAUCUGUAUGGAGCACAUGGAUGGUGGAUCCUUGGAUCAAGUCCUGAAGGAAGCCAGAAGAAUCCCAGAGGAAAUCUUGGGAAAAGUUAGCAUAGCUGUAUUGAGGGGGUUAGCCUACCUGAGGGAGAAGCACCAGAUCAUGCACAGAGAUGUCAAGCCCUCCAACAUCCUGGUCAACUCUCGUGGGGAGAUCAAGCUGUGUGACUUUGGUGUGAGCGGCCAACUCAUAGAUUCCAUGGCCAACUCCUUUGUGGGAACGCGCUCGUACAUGUCGCCGGAGAGACUGCAGGGCACUCACUACUCUGUUCAGUCAGACGUGUGGAGCAUGGGUCUGUCUCUGGUGGAGCUGGCAAUUGGCCGCUACCCCAUUCCCCCACCAGACGCAAAGGAACUGGAGGCCAUCUUUGGAAGGGCAGUUCUAGAUGGAGCUGAGGGAGAGCCUUACAUCAACAUGCAGAGACCCAGACCACCUGGCAGGCCCGGAAGCGGACAUGGAGUGGACAACAGACCUGCCAUGGCCAUCUUUGAACUUUUGGACUACAUUGUGAAUGAGCCUCCACCUAAGCUGCCAAAUAGUGUCUUCACUGCCGAUUUCCAGGACUUUGUGACAAAAUGUCUGAUCAAAAAUCCUGCUGAGAGGGCCGAUCUGAAGAUGCUGAUGAGUCACACGUUCAUUAAGCGAUCUGAGGUGGAGGAAGUAGACUUUGCCGGCUGGUUGUGCAAAACCAUGGGCCUCAAUCAACCCAGUACUCCAACCCGCGGCACUGAGUGAACAGUCUGCGCUGAGAUGUGCUGUAUCGUCUCUGGAUCUAGCUUGCGUGUACACACACACACACACACCCACCCACACACACAGUGUAUAUACACACCAACACAAGCCAGCACACAUAUUGGCAAACUUUUCAUCCUACUCUUCGGUAAAAUGGUUUUGGCUUCCCUCAUUUCUUGCUAUACCAGCAGCAGGGCCCGUUGAGUCAUUAUACUGCAAGACCACUGCUUCACCACCAUGCCAAUGUCACUUUCCCACGUUGCGACAGAGGGGAUGAACCAUUGAAAGGCUCCCUGUGUCUGGUCGACACACAUCUUUUGGUAUUGUUGAAUAUUCAGUAUGAUGUUUUUGCUGGUGGCCGCUGACGGCAUGCGGGACAGUUUUUAAGAUCAGUGGCUGUAGAGAUUUGUUGUUAAAAAUAAGAGCAAGACUAUAUGAAUGCAAAUUUACAGUAGAUUGUACUGAAAUAAAUGUCAUUUUCAGUAGAAAUACUUCUUCAAAUGCAUUUGAGCUAAAAUAUUUCUGACAGAUUAUAAUUACCUGCAU